Mustela erminea (ermine) is the source of this 1926-nucleotide messenger RNA. RefSeq names its product F-box/WD repeat-containing protein 1A-like. Gene Ontology annotation, molecular function: protein dimerization activity. Lineage: Eukaryota; Metazoa; Chordata; Mammalia; Carnivora; Mustelidae. The record is from RefSeq and is a predicted model, not a curated record.
UGCAGCCUGGCACCAAGGGGGCGGCCCCGGCGGAAUGCAGACCCAGUGGCCCCUGUGAUUAUGGGCCCAGCCGAGGCGGUGCUGCAGGAAAAAGCGCUCAAGUUUAUGUGCUCUAUGCCCAGGUCUCUGUGGCUGGGCUGCUCCAGCCUGGCGGACAGCAUGCCUUCGCUGCGAUGCCUGUAUAACCCAGGGACUGGCGCACUCACAGCUUUCCAGACAUAUAACAGCUGUGCCAGGCUCUGCUUAAAUCAAGAAACAGUAUGUCUAGCAAGUACUGCUAUGAAGACUGAAAAUUGUGUGGCCAAAACAAUACUUGCCAAUGGCACUUCCAGUAUGAUUGUGCCCAAGCAACGAAAGCUCUCAGCAAGCUAUCAGAAGGAAAAAGAACUGUGUGUCAAAUAUUUUGAGCAGUGGUCAGAGUCCGAUCAAGUGGAAUUUGUGGAACAUCUUAUAUCCCAAAUGUGUCAUUACCAACAUGGGCACAUAAACUCGUAUCUUAAACCUAUGUUGCAGAGGGAUUUCAUAACUGCUCUGCCAGCUCGGGGUUUGGAUCACAUUGCUGAGAACAUUCUGUCAUACCUGGAUGCCAAAUCACUAUGUGCUGCUGAACUUGUGUGUAAGGAAUGGUACCGAGUGACAUCUGAUGGCAUGUUAUGGAAGAAGCUCAUCGAGAGGAUGGUCAGGACAGAUUCUCUGUCAGAACAAAGAGGGUGGGGACAGUAUUUAUUCAGAAACAAACCUCCUGAUGGGAAUGCUCCUCCCAACUCUUUUUACAGAGCACUUUAUCCUAAAAUUAUACAAGACAUUGAGAUAAUAGAAUCUAAUUGGAGAUGUGGAAGACAUAGUUUACAGAGAAUCCACUGCCGAAGUGAAACAAGCAAAGGGGUUUGCUGUUUGCAGUAUGAUGAUCAAAAGAUAGUCAGAGGCCUUCGAGACAACACAGUCAAGAUCUGGGAUAAAAGCACAUUGGAAUGCAAGCGAAUUCUCACAGGCCACACGGGUUCUGUCCUGUGUCUCCAGUAUGAUGAGAGGGUGAUCAUAACUGGAUCAUCGGAUUCCACAGUCAGGGUAUGGGAUGUAAAUACAGGUGAAAUGCUAAACACAUUGAUUCACCAUUGUGAAGCAGUCCUGCACUUGCGUUUCAAUAAUGGCAUGAUGGUGACUUUGUGCUCCAAAGACCGCUCCAUUGCUGUAUGGGAUAUGGCCUCCCCAACUGACAUCACCCUCCGGAGGAUGCUAGUCGGACACCGAGCUGCUGUCAAUGUUGUAGAUUUUGAUGACAAGUACAUCGUUUCUGCAUCUGGAGAUAGGACUAUAAAGGUAUGGAACACAAGUACUUGUGAAUUUGUGAGGACCUUAAAUGGACAUAAACACGGCAUUGCCUGUUUGCAGUACCGAGACAGACUGGUCGUGAGUGGCUCAUCUGACAACACUAUUAGAUUAUGGGACAUAGAAUGUGGUGCAUGUUUACGAGUAUUAGAAGGCCAUGAGGAACUGGUGCGCUGUAUUCGAUUCGAUAACAAGAGGAUAGUCAGUGGGGCCUAUGAUGGAAAAAUUAAAGUGUGGGAUCUUGUAGCUGCUCUGGACCCCUGUGCUCCUGCAGGGACACUCUGUGUACGGACCCUUGUGGAGCAUUCUGGAAGAGUUUUCCGACUCCAGUUUGAUGAAUUCCAGAUUGUCAGUAGUUCACAUGAUGACACAAUCCUCAUCUGGGACUUCCUAAAUGAUCCAGCUGCCCAAGCUGAACCCCCCGGCUCCCCUUCUCGAACAUACACCUGUAUCUCCAGAUAAAUAAUCAUACAGUGACCUCAUAUUUGCCCAGGACUCAUUAAAGUUGCGGUAUUUAACGUAUCUGCCAAUACCAGGGUGAGCAACAACAGUAACAACCAAACUACUACCCGCUUCCCCGGACUAGCCGAGGAGUGG